UUAUUAUAUAUUAAUUAUUGUAAUAUAUGUAUUAUUUUCGUAUUCAACGAUGGAGAAGGAAAGGUUUACAAUGCUUCUGUUGGAACCAGGAGAAAUAUUUUUUGAAGAUUAUAGUGUUCAAAUAAAAAGACUAGACACUCAAUUUUCUGGAGAUAAGUGGAUGGAGGGAAGAUUGAAAUUAUGCUCUAAAUCUUUAGUAUUUGUAAAUAAAGAUAUUAAUCAGCCACUAAUUAAACUUCAACUUAAAGAAAUUACAUCAAUUGAGCAAUGUACAUUAAGCAAUGAUGUAGUAAGUAAUAUACUAUCAAUACAAUGUAAGCAACAUGUGGAAAUGUUAGAGAAAAAUAUAUUAGCACCAUAUAGAUUUAUACAUCAGAAUACUAUGUUCCACUUUUGUUUCAAUUAUGCAAAAGUAGAAGAUAGUCUUUCGCAGAUCCUGCAGUUGCAUCGAGCAGCGAGUUUAGCAACUGUAGAACAAAAUGCAAUGAUUAUGGCUAUUGUACACUCUAGACAAUCACGUGUAUCUUUUGAUACAUCGUGGCUUGAGGAUUUAUAUGAACAAGUGAUUUUGGAAACACAAGCAAAUAAAGUUUUGCCACUUGUAAUAAAUCCAGGCAGAGUAUUAUUAACCAAUUCUAGGAUCUACUUUCAACCUUAUAAUAAUAUGGAUCAACAUCCUGUUCUUAAGAUUCAACUGAAAGAUAUAAGGAAUGUUAUAAAAAGGAGAUUUUUAUUGCGACAAGUGGGUCUGGAAAUUAAAUGGAUGAGACAAAUUGAUAGCAAGAUUGAACAUUUAUUUUUAUCGUUUCAAAAUCAAGAUGGCAGAGAUAAACUACAUGAAAAUUUACUUAAACAAUCGGCUGUUUCUCUUGAGACUGUACCACAAAAUCAAAUGACAAUGAGAUGGCAAAAUGGAUCUUUAUCGAAUUAUGAUUACAUUUUAUAUGUAAAUAGUUUAGCGGAUAGAACAUUUCAUGAUUUGACGCAAUAUCCAGUGUUGCCUUGGAUUAUACAAGACUAUACUUCUUCAAUGUUGAAUUUAAAUGAUGUUAAUGUUUACAGAGAUCUUUCGAAACCUAUUGGCGCAUUAAAUCCUAUUCGUCUCGAGAGACUAAAAGAACGAUUUUCGGAAAUGUCUGAUCCGAAGUUUUUAUAUGGUUCUCAUUAUAGUGCACCAGGUUUUGUACUGUUUUAUCUAGUACGGAAAUACCCCCAGUAUAUGCUCUGUCUUCAAAAUGGGAGAUUUGAUCAUCCAGAUAGAAUGUUCAACAGUAUAGCCGACGUGUGGAAAAAUGUUUUGGUGAACAUGUCUGACUUUAAAGAACUGAUACCAGAGUUUUAUGACACGAACAAUGGUGGUGACUUUCUAGUGAAUAAUUAUGGUAUUGACUUUGGCUAUCGACAUGAUGGUACAAAAAUAGGCGAUGUACAUCUACCUCCUUGGGCAAAAGGACCAGCCGAUUUUGUACAACAAUUGCGAAAUGCCUUAGAAAGCGAUUACGUUUCUCAAAAUCUUCAUCAUUGGAUUGACCUAAUUUUUGGAUAUAAGCAAAGAGGAGUUGAAGCUGAUAAGGCUGACAAUGUAUUUUUCCAUUUGUGUUAUGAAGGAGCAGUAGAUUUAGAUACUAUACGAGAUAUAAAUGACAGACAUGGUCUUGAGGUGCAAAUAAUGGAAUUCGGACAGAUACCAAAACAAGUUUUCACUUUACCUCAUCCCAAACGUUUGACAUCAGCUACAAAUUUAUUAUAUAGCGAAACAUUAACUUCAUCAGACUCAAUAACUUCAGCUAGUGCAUGUGCAAAUGAAAAAUCAAUUAAUUUUACUAAAUUGGUAAUGUUUCAAGCACAUAAAGACUGUGUCACUAGUAUUGUACGAAAAAAUAAAACGAGUAACGAAAUUAUAUCAGUAGGGCAAGAUGGAAUGCUUAAAUUGUAUAAUAUAAGUGAGAAGAAAUUGACACGUAGUGUUACCUUAUCUCCAUUGUCACUGUCUUCUUGUAUCUCAUACUAUACGCUGUCACAACAGAACAUUCUUGUAGCAGGAUCAUGGGACAAUACCUUAAUAUUUUACGAUAUCGAGUUCGGCAGAGUAAUUGAUGUUCUACAAGGGCAUGAAGAUGCUGUAUCGUGUUUAGCGUGGAGUUCUACUCAUCAAGUGAUUAUAUCUGGAUCAUGGGAUUGCACUGCAAAAGUUUGGCAUGGCUAUACUUCUGGAUCAAAAAUUAAACCUACAGAAUGCUUUAUCGCGCAAUUAGAUCAUGAUUCUAAAGUAAUUUGUAUUAAUAUAUCGAGAGACGACACUAUGUUAGUAUCUGGUACAGAAGAUGGUGAAUUAUGUUUAUGGAGCAUGAACAGUUACAAUUUACAAUCAACUAUUAAAGGUCACACAUGCAGAGUAAACGCUGUAAUUUUCGAUAAACAAUGCAGCAGUGUGAUAUCAUGUGCAGAAGACAAAGUAUUAAAUAUAAUCGAUGUCCGAACAAGUACACAGAUAUAUUCAGUCAAUUUAGAAAGCGAACCAUUAACGUUAACAUGGAUGGAAACGUUCUUGCUGAUAGGUGAUAACGAUGGAAAUCUUAAUAUCUGGAAUCAUCAAGAGGCUGUAUUCAUUCAGCAAAUACAUUGCCACGAUGGACCGCUUUGCGCCUUAGCUGUAGCCGCAGAUAGUAAUUCGAUAAUAACAGGUGGAAAAGAUAGAAAAGUUAUCAUAUGGAAAUGUCAUGAUCACUGAUAGUAUUAUAAAUAAUCACUAUCAGUGUAUAAGAAAAAUUAUAGAUAUGUAAAUAUAUAUA
Messenger RNA from Cyphomyrmex costatus, 2792 nucleotides. RefSeq names its product protein FAN. Gene Ontology annotation, molecular function: protein binding. The transcript is spliced from 16 exons. The coding region runs from base 50 to 2731 and encodes 893 amino acids. The record is from RefSeq and is a predicted model, not a curated record. Lineage: Eukaryota; Metazoa; Arthropoda; Insecta; Hymenoptera; Formicidae.